CCACAACCGCGAGGUCCCAGGGCGGCGAGCCCAGGGCCCCGCGCUUCCGAAGCCGGCUACCGAGUGGAGUCUCGCCCGGCCAGCAGGCUUCAUGGCGGUGAGGCCGGUGUCCCGGAUGCUGCAGCGGGUGCUGAGGUCCAGCGUCCGGAGCUGCAGCUCUGGGGCUCCAGUGACGCAGCACCACCCCGGGGAGCCCUCCCAAACUGCUGCGGAGGAGCUGUCCAGACGGAGACAGUUCCUGCGGGAGCACACGGCCCCCUUCUCCGCCUUCCUCACCGACAGCUUCGGCCGGCAACACAGCUACCUGCGGAUCUCGCUCACCGAGAAGUGCAACCUCAGAUGUCAGUACUGCAUGCCCGAGGAGGGCAUCCCGCUGACCCCCAAGGCCGACCUGCUCACCACAGAGGAGAUCCUGACCCUUGCACGGCUCUUUGUGAAGGAAGGUAUAGACAAGAUCCGGCUUACGGGGGGAGAGCCGCUCAUCCGGCCGGACGUGGUGGACAUUGUGGCUCAGCUCCACCAGCUGGAGGGGCUGAGGACCAUUGGCAUCACCACCAACGGCAUCAACCUAGCCCGGCUGCUCCCUCAGCUUCAGAAGGCUGGUCUCAGUGCCAUCAACAUCAGCCUGGAUACACUGGUGCCGGCCAAAUUUGAGUUCAUCGUUCGCAGGAAAGGCUUCCAGAAGGUAAUGGCGGGCAUCCACAAGGCCAUCGAGCUUGGCUACAGCCCUGUGAAGGUGAACUGUGUGGUGAUGCGAGGCCUGAAUGAGGACGAGCUCCUGGACUUCGUGGCUUUGACCGAGGGCCUCCCUCUGGACGUGCGCUUCAUAGAGUACAUGCCCUUCGAUGGUAACAGGUGGAACUUCAAGAAGAUGGUGAGCUACAAGGAGAUGCUGAACACCCUCCAGCAGCAGUGGCCAGAGCUGGAGAAGCUGCCUGAGGAGGAAUCCAGCACAGCCAAGGCCUUUAAAAUCCCUGGCUUCCGAGGCCAGCUCAGCUUCAUCACGUCCAUGUCUGAGCAUUUCUGCGGAACCUGUAACCGACUGCGAAUCACGGCUGAUGGGAACCUCAAGGUCUGCCUCUUCGGGAACUCAGAGGUGUCUCUACGGGAUCACCUGCGGGCAGGGGCCUCUGAGGAGGAGCUGCUGAGGAUCAUCGGGGCUGCUGUGGGCAGGAAGAAGCAGCAGCAUGCAGGCAUGUUCAAUAUUGCCCAGAUGAAGAACCGGCCCAUGAUCCUCAUCGAGUUACUUUUGAUGCUCCAAGAUUCCCCACCAGCCAUUCCAAGCAUUUCCUCCCAGGACCCCUUUCGUGUUCAGGGUAUAAGACACAGAGGGAGUUUCUCCAACCAGAUGAUGAUUUUGUGGAAAGGAGGCUGGGUUUCUCAGACCCCUCUCCUUGCCCAGCGGUGGCUGGGGUCCAGCUGCCCUCAAAGACACUGCAGUUCCCACCUCAACUCAGAUGCCAACCCAAAGUGCCUUAGUGCAGUGUCCCGGGCUCCUGGCUCCCCCUCAGGACCCCUGCCAACCUCGGACCAACUAACCCAUGUGGACACAACAGGAAGGGCGGCUAUGGUAGAUGUGGGCGGGAAGCCAGACACGGAGCGGGUGGCUGUGGCCUCAGCCAUGGUCCUCCUGGGGCCCGUGGCCUUCAAGCUCAUCCAGGAGAACCAGCUCAAGAAGGGUGAUGCCCUGGUGGUGGCCCAGCUGGCCGGAGUCCAGGCGGCCAAGCUGACCAGCCAGCUGAUUCCUCUGUGCCACCACGUGGCCCUGAGCCACGUGCAGGUUGGGCUGGAGCUGGAUGGCACAUGCCAUGCGGUGGGCAUCCGGGUGUCCUGCCGGGCUCGGGGCCCCACCGGGGUGGAGAUGGAAGCCCUGACCGCCGCUGCCGUGGCCGCCCUCACUGUGUACGACAUGUGCAAGGCUGUCAGCAGAGACAUCGUGUUGGGGGAGAUCAAGCUCCUGAGCAAGACCGGGGGUCAGCGGGGGGACUUCCAGCGGACUUAGAGUUCUUGCCCCUCACCCUCCAGCCCAGCCAGGUCAAGAUGGGAUGCAGUUCCGGCAAGUUCCUGUAACCCCGUCCCUAUUUACCUCUGCUAGCAAGAGCCCGAGGUCAGCCCACCCCUUUACCGCCACACCAUCUCCACUGAGCUGCAUGUCUCCCAUCAGCCUUCCUGGGCACUCCGGUCAUGGGGGCGGGGGUCGGGGGGGGGGGUUUGCCGCGGGCAGCGCUGGAGAGCUGAGAAAUCACAUUGCCUGAAAUAGCCCCCAGAGAACCCAUGCAGUUUCAGACAGCCCGGUCUAUAACUUCCACUCCUCGUUUUGGGUUUCCUCUUCUCCUUCCUUGGGGGGAGCAUAAGGGCUCAUGAAGCAGAGGGAACCUACUUUGAGGAGGGAAGAGCAUGGUUUGCAUUAAGAAUGUUCUACUACUUCUCUGAAGCAGUUUUGCUUUCCCGAGUUUGGGGAGCUGCACCCUCACCAACCCUCUGAAAGGGCCAGUUCCCGCCUCGUUUUGCCUGCAUCUGGGCCCCCUCGAACUUGCAGGGUCUUGGCUUCACCAUUGCAUUCGUCCUGCUAGCAGCUCCCUUUCCCAGCCCCUUCUGCUUGAACGGGACAUACAAUAGCAGCAGCCCUGAGGACUUCUGCCCCAGGCGCACACCCCUCGCCUGGCCCUGCGCACUGCUGUUCCACCCACUGCCCACACCCCUUUAUUCUGGGACAUAUCAGGGAAAGAAGAGAGCUGAAGAUGGCCUUCACCCUCACAAUGCACAAAAUAAAGCCACGAUGCCAGCUUUGGAGAUGCAAGAAUGCGGACUCUCUGUGCGGAGGGCACUGAGCUGCCAUGAAGUCAUGCCCCCGCCCUUCCCCUGCCCCCCCCCCGGGGGGGAAAGAGGAGCAGGAAGGGUGCUAUAAAAGCCGAAGGGGCACAUGUUCUGUAGAUCCCCCGUCUUCCCUUGGGAGAAGGUAGGAGUGAAGUGGGAGGCCUAGAGAUGCACCGCCUGCAGGAAGUGUCCAGUGGGGUUGUCCAGAGCUCAAGAGGGUGCACUUACUUACAGGUUCCUGGUCUGUACGUCCCCAAAUACUGGACUGGUUGGCUGGGUUCUCCUCUGUGGGUAGGCAUCUUCGGGUCUAUCCUCGGUGGCACCCCCUGCCUGCCUGCUUCCCCUCUACCCUACAUGCACGGGUGCUGGCAAAUGUUUGACAACCAACUCUUGGGAAAAGGCCAAAUUCCGUGGCCGAUUUCACACUACCCGUACAACGUGA
Zalophus californianus (California sea lion) is the source of this 3259-nucleotide messenger RNA. It is a transcript of the gene MOCS1, whose product is annotated as molybdenum cofactor synthesis 1. The coding region runs from base 92 to 2002 and encodes 636 amino acids. Gene Ontology annotation, biological process: Mo-molybdopterin cofactor biosynthetic process. Gene Ontology annotation, molecular function: metal ion binding; 4 iron, 4 sulfur cluster binding; cyclic pyranopterin monophosphate synthase activity. NCBI's taxonomy places the organism in Eukaryota, Metazoa, Chordata, Mammalia, Carnivora, Otariidae. The record is from RefSeq and is a predicted model, not a curated record. The transcript has 11 exons.